GAGAACAUACAAACACACAGAGCUAGGGCGGAACUCCGCAGAUGUGAAACGAUACUGGCCGCCCAACACAUCAUAUAAUAAGAAAUAUAAAUAUUUUUUAAAUCGUUUGAAUUAAUAACAUGAUAUAUGUCAGAGAAUCUUUGCGCAACAAAAUCUUAACCGAAGGAGUCAGCUCUAUUGUAUUGUUUCAAUAAUGCAUUUUCAAUGUUCAUAUACUACGCUUACUGUUUAUUACCAAUUAAUGUGUCCCCUGUUUGUACGAUCACCAACUUCUUCCUUUCUUCCUCGUAUAAUAUUACUGUCUAAAAAGGAAGUGGUUUAAUUUGGCUACUGACUUGUCUAUGAAAAAGUCUAACUCAACGCGACAUAAUGCUGCAUUAAUUCAGUUACCUAGUUUGAUUCGAUUAAUAAUGAUUUAAUGUAUUGUCAAAAUCAUUCAGUUAAUCGAUAACUAUUCGGAAUUGAGUUUAAAACAUAUGACUUAUUUAUUUGUGAUUAUUAUUUACCCGUGUGAGGAACGCGAUCGGUGCAUCGUCGGUUGAUUACAUCGGUCUGCUUGUGCUGCCGGAGUUUCUCCUUUUUACUUUUGGUUUUGGGACAUAAACCUUCCGGAAAUAAGCUGACGCCUUGAUGUACGAAGGGGCUAAACUGCUUAGUUAUCGGCAAUGGCUAUAGCAUCGGAGUCCAUCUGUAUGAAGUCUGCAGACCUUAUCAAAAAGGCUCCCCUGGACUUUGGUGGCUUUGGACAGGUUUACCUGUGCUACCACAAGACCCACGGGCAGGUGGUCCAGAAGACCGUCUACACGGGACACCUACCGAAUCAGAAGUACAAACAGUCUCUGAUGGAAGAGGGUCGUCUCUUGCACAAACUGAAGCAUAAGCGGAUCGUCAAGCUUCUGGGCCUGAUCAUGGAGGACGGGGCCUAUUCAUUGGUCAUGGAGUUCAUCUCUAAAGGCAACUUGCUGGCUAUGCUGGCCAGGGUUGACGUACCAGUCUCUAUAAAGGGGAGGAUCAUUCUGGACAUCCUUGAAGGAAUGGUGUACUUAUCACAGAACAGCAUCAUUCAUAAAGACCUGAAACCAGACAAUAUACUGGUAGAUGAGGAUUUCCAUAUCAAGAUUGCGGAUCUGGGCCUAGCCACGUGCCAGAGCUGGAGCAAGUUGACAAAGGAGGAGUCGCGCAAUAAGAGCCGCUUGGGCCAGCGCACUUGUGGCACCACGGCGGGAACUCUCAGCUACAUGGCCCCCGAGCAUCUCAAGAGCAUCCAUGCCCUCUCCUCUGAGAAGUCCGACGUCUACAGCUUUGCCAUUGUCGUUUGGGUGGUGCUCACCAGAAAACAGCCUUACGAGAAUGCCCUAAACGAAGACCAGAUGUGCGCGUGCGUCCGUGCAGGGGACCGCCCUGACGAGAAUCUCAUCCCACAAUCCACUCCGGCCGAGAUGGUGAAGCUGAUGAAGAACUGCUGGCAGCAGAACCCGGAGCAGCGUCCAACGUUUACAGAAAGCUAUGAGUCAUUUCAACCCUUUUACAAGAAAAGCUUAGAGAAAAACGUGGAAAAGGAUAUACCACAACUUAUGGCAAAGUAUAAAGGUCCAGAGGAUUUCCUGGAGAAGAUGAAAUCCCUGUCUCUGGACUCUUUAAAUCUGCAGGGAGACUGUCCCACCUCCCUGAAGAGCUCCGAGGUCAUGCCCGUGGAGGCCAGCAUCGAGGACCUUCACGCCAUCGCCAGCGCUGAGCAGCUCUACCAGGGCGAUGCCGUGCCUGUUAGCAACCUGGAGGUUAAGCUGGAACAGGAGUUUAACUACCACAAGUACGGCAGCUAUGACUACCCCGACUGGCCCGACGUGGGACCUCCUCGGCCGUCUGAGGUGGGCAGGGAGGACCGGAGGGAGGCUCCGAGGGGAGCACGGCCACCACUGCACGUAUCCACUGUGCAGUCAUGGACCAAGAAUGACCCAGUUCCAGGGGGGACCUUGGAGAACUUCCCCUCGUUCAGCCAUCAGUCAACACCCAGUCCCAGUGUGGUGGUCACUCCCAUGGCCUCCCCUGACUGGAGCCCUCAGUACCAGUACACACCACAGCAUGAGCAGGCCCAGCUCCAUUCGAUUCCAAUCCCGGAAUCUGAAAAUCCAGACUUGUCGACAGGAUAUAAAUCAGUGUUCCUAAGUAAUGCAAAGGGGGUCCAGAUUGGUGACAACAACUGUCUUUAUAUUGGAUGUCAAGACUUCAGUCCGUCCAGCAUUCAGUCCAACGGAAGCAAGUCCAUGUAUCAGGAGCUUCUCCUGAGGUUCGAGGACCGUCCUGUGACGGAGGAGCAUAUCGAAAUGCUGCGGCAGAACAUCGGGAUCAACUGGAGGCAGUGCGUCCGGCGGCUCGGCCUCACCGAUGUGGAGGUGGAGACCAUCGAGCAUGACUAUGUUCGGGAAGGGCUGAACGAGAUGGUUUACCAGGCUCUGGGGCGCUGGAAGAUGAAAGAAGGCUAUGUGGGAUGUACAAUGGGCAAGCUGUGCCGGGCUCUCCAGGGGGUGGUCAAAGCAGAAAUUCUACACAAACUUCUUGAGAUCUGCCGGUCUCCCCAGUCUCCUUAAGCCCAGCAAUUAUUUCCUCAAGGCUCAGUUCUCCUGGAUCCUGGAAUGGAUCACAUGCUAUCUGCUGAGAAAGCACAACCAUAUGUGUGUUGUUGCUCUAUUUGGCUCUGUAGCUCUAAUGCUGCUGUACUUGCCAUGUCCCACCAUUGCCUCACCCCCAAUUUUCACAAUCAGGUACAUCAUACCCCCCCGAACAAUAUUGUUUCUGGAACCAUUUAGUGAUUUGUCCCAUAUUUUCUUUCACUCAGCAAUUUUAACUGAGGGGAAACCCGGGAGUGGGGUCCCAUAUUACUUCAUGGGGUUGAAUUCCCAUAGGGUUCAAAUCCUGAACCACGCCCCCAAUCUUGGCCACACCCACUUGCAUUCCUGGAAGCCAGGAAGCCAGAAUUAUUAGAUGCCAUAAUAAGUGUUUAGACCUGAAUAUGACAGGGCCAGAGUGGGUAUCUGUGUGUAUAUGUGAGAGAGAUGGGGGGGGGGGGGGGGGGGUUCCACGGUGGACUGUGCCACAUGCUCAUGUGUAUAACAGUUACCUUCCAUUGUCAGACUCCAGGACCUUAAGAAAUAUGGUAUAAUAUGGUCGUUUUUUUCCUGUUAGUUUGUAGCAUCAUUGCAAAGACUAAAGUGCAAUUAUUUUUUUAGCCAAACCCAGGAAAAGCCCAACAAUAACAGUAAGAAUGUUUUUUUAAUUAUAUAAAUAAUAUUCUCUUUUGAAUGGUGUGCAAAUCAGCUUACUAGAUUUUGAUAUAUGGUUACAGGAGAAAAAAAAGUAGCUUUUUGGUAUUCAAAAAUGUAAUAGAUGAAUUUAUUCAAACUUUUAACGAAACGUUUCUUGUGAGAAUGUAAGUACUCUUUGUACCAUCAUUUUUUUGAUCUUUUUUAGUCAUUUUUGUAAUCCUUUGUUCAGUCACAUCAUUAAUUGUUAAAUAUAGAUUCAGUUAUGCUAAUCUUUCUGCACAAUUCCAUUUCUGACACAGGUGAACAUUUCUGAAUAGUGGUCAUACUGGUAUGCACGAUACACAGUUCAGAAGAACAGCUGUCAGAAUGAGAUCCAACCUUACGUUUGCAAGCCAUUGCAAUUAUCUGUAUUUUCCUUAUGUAAAGUUUGAAUUGUCACUCAGUUUGCAGAAUAAAUAUAUGUUUCUGA
Messenger RNA from Brienomyrus brachyistius, 3732 nucleotides. RefSeq names its product receptor (TNFRSF)-interacting serine-threonine kinase 1, like (gene ripk1l). The record is from RefSeq and is a predicted model, not a curated record. Lineage: Eukaryota; Metazoa; Chordata; Actinopteri; Osteoglossiformes; Mormyridae. Gene Ontology annotation, biological process: signal transduction; protein phosphorylation. The coding region runs from base 666 to 2588 and encodes 640 amino acids. The transcript is spliced from 11 exons. Gene Ontology annotation, molecular function: JUN kinase kinase kinase activity; protein binding; ATP binding.